AUGGAAAACAAAACAUAUGGGUUCAACUCUGAGUUAACUCUGGAUCCAUUUGUCAUUCCACCUGGAGGAAGGUAUCCAAUAUUUUUUCUCGGUGUUAUGAUUUAUAUUUUUAGCAUUUUUUGCAACCUGACUUUGUUGACUUUGAUCAUUUUGAAGAGGAACCUUCACAAACCAAUGUAUUUCAUCCUGUUUAGUCUCCCCCUCAAUGAUCUGAUAGGUAUAUCUGCAAUGCUACCAAAAGUACUUUCAGACAUUGUAAUGGAGACUAAUAAGGUUUACUAUCCUCUGUGUGUUUUACAAGCUUUCUUGCUCCACAUGUAUGGUGGUGGAAUUUUGUUCAUUCUUGCAGCAAUGUCCUUUGAUCGUUACAUUGCUAUUUGCAUGCCCUUACGCUACAGCUCCAUUAUGACCCCUUGGGUUGUUAUUUGCAUUAUCUCACUUGUGUGGGGUCUUGACUUUGUCUUGAUUGUCUCACUGUUCUCCUUGCAGACAAGGCUUCCAAGGUGCAAAUCUGUUAUUAUGAAUGUGUUCUGUGAAAACCCAUCUCUGCUGAAGCUCACAUGUGGAAACACGAGAGUCAAUAAUAUCAUAGGACUGUUCAACACAGCUGUCAUGCAAGCUGUAAGUGUGUCUGUUCAGGUAUUUUCCUAUGUGAAGAUUCUCAUCACAUGUGUGGUUUCAAGGAGGUCUGAAGCAAAAAUGAAGGCAGUGAACACGUGCAUUGCGCAGUUGGUUAUAUUGAUAAUAUUUGAGAUUGUGGGAACUUUUACAAUUUUAUCUCACAGAUUAAAAAAUGUCUCAGCUGACUUGCAAAAGAUAAUGGGUAUGCUAAUAUUUCUUGUGCCCCCACUUCUGAAUCCAAUUGUAUAUGGGAUGUAUACAAGAGAAAUAAGAAGCACGCUCCUGAGACUCUUAAAAAGUAGAGAACCUGUCUAAAUCUUUACACAAGGUAAUAACAGCAAUGAAUUCAAUCAGCAUCAUGACACUGUACUAUCUCAUGAGCACUCAGUGUGAACACUAUUGUGGG
Messenger RNA from Lates calcarifer (barramundi perch), 1027 nucleotides. Its product is annotated as olfactory receptor 52B2-like. Gene Ontology annotation, cellular component: membrane. The transcript has a single exon. Gene Ontology annotation, biological process: G protein-coupled receptor signaling pathway. The record is from RefSeq and is a predicted model, not a curated record. NCBI's taxonomy places the organism in Eukaryota, Metazoa, Chordata, Actinopteri, Centropomidae. Bases 1 to 936 code for a protein of 311 amino acids. Gene Ontology annotation, molecular function: olfactory receptor activity; G protein-coupled receptor activity.